Acomys russatus (golden spiny mouse) is the source of this 709-nucleotide messenger RNA. It is a transcript of the gene Tmem217, whose product is annotated as transmembrane protein 217. The transcript has a single exon. Lineage: Eukaryota; Metazoa; Chordata; Mammalia; Rodentia; Muridae. Bases 1 to 570 code for a protein of 189 amino acids. The record is from RefSeq and is a predicted model, not a curated record.
AUGAAGCGUCAGACCUGGUGUGGACUGACAGCCAAGAUGGGCGCAGUGCUGGCCGGGGUCUUCUCCAUCAUGGCCACCCACAUGCACCUCAUCUUUGAAAGGAGACACCUUGGGAACGGCAACUGCACAGACGGCCUCCAGACUCAGAAGAUCAACGUGCUGAGCCGCUUCCUCAUCUGCUGGAGCUUCAGGGUCAUCCUCUUCAUGUCGCUCACCACCAUGAUGGUCAGCUGCCUCCUCCUGUACUCCGUCUACGCCAAGAUCUACGGGGGUCUCAUGAGCUACGCCGCGUGGAUCCUGACCUAUGAGUUCACCAACCUGACCGUCCAGAUCCUCACGGACGAGUUCAGCAUCGCCCUCGUCAGAGCCAUGCGCUGGUUCGGCUGGGUGUCCCGGGCUUCCCUCCACUGCUUCUGGCUCUACUUCGUCAUCACCCACGCCCAAACCAUCUACCAGAGUAAAAAACAAGGCAACAUAAUCUCUUACCACAGGCGUACCUCUUUGGGAAUCGUAGAUGCUCCACGGCGGAAAUCAAGGAUUGUAAACUUUACCCACCACUACAAUGAUUAACAGCGGCCAUUUUCCAUCCCUGGAGCUUCUCAGGGCAGUCCUAAUCACGCCCCCCCCCCAAUACAUAUUUGGGGUUGUGUGCUUUUGAUAUGUUGUAUUUUCUUUUGCCUCAACCCCUAGCUAUGUCUUCUGUUAUACA